AUGGCGGAAGAGCAGCCGCCCCAGCCCAGCGUCGAGCCCGUGUCGAGGCCGUUGGAUCUCAUCCCCGUCGUAAUCAAAGAAGCCGCCCUCGAUUCGCCCACGUUCCGCGCAACCGCCGUGCAUUACGGCGACCAGAUCGAACUGAUCGAAAGAUGGCUCGACGCCUUCAUCCGCGCCGCCUCGAAGCUUGCAGCCGAGUGCAGCAACAUGCAGGCCCUGGUCGACGCUUAUGUCCAGACGGCGCAUCCGCCGCUGCAGCUCUCCGAGGCGGUUGUCGACCAUGACUACACAGUGCUCGCCCUCAAGCGCUUUGGCGAGGGCGCGCGCGAAUACUGGAACAGCGCAUUGCGCUGCAUGAAGCGGGCUGAGAACACCAUGUGCGAGCCGUUGCGGGCCUUUGUCAAUAACGACCUGCGCAUGCUCAAGGAGGCCCGCAAGAACCUCGAGUCGACACAGCGCAUCUUCGAUGCAGCCAUUGCGCGCUAUGCCGGACAGAUCAAGUCAAAAGAGGCCUCAUCGCUGAGAGAAGACGCCUUCCAGCUGCACGAAGCGCGGCGGGCAUACCUCCAGGCCAGUAUGAACUUUUGCGUGCUGGCGCCCCAGAUACGCCUGACGCUCGACAAGCUACUCGUCAAGGUUGUACACGAGCAGUGGCGCGAAAUGAAGUCCGGGACCGAGUCAGCUGCCAAGGGCUUCACCAUGUGGACGUCGGACGUCGAGCGUGUGCGCGGCUGGAGCAAGGAGAUGGAGAACGGCGAGCGCGUCUUCAAGAGAGAACUGCACCUUGCGCGACAGCAGGUCGAGGGCGCGGCCGAAGCAAGCGCACGACCAUCGCGAGACCUCGACUCGUAUGCUGCCUCGACAGUUCCCUACCUUGGCACAGCGCCCUCGUCUGCGAAUCUGCAAUCGCCCGCAAAGCCCGACCCCGGAAGCGAAAAGGCCGAAAAGCAAGGCUGGCUGUUCCAGCGCACAAUCACGGGCAAGCCCGCCAGGACCUACUGGGUCAGGCGGUGGUUCUUCGUCAAGAACGGCAUCUUCGGCUGGCUCACGCAAGGGACGCGGUCCGGUGCUGUCGAGGAAUCUGAAAAGAUUGGCGUGCUGCUCUGCGGUAUUCGACCGGCUUUUGCAGAGGAGCGACGCUUCUGCUUUGAAGUCAAGACCAAAGAUACCACCAUUCUCCUCCAGGCUGAGACGCAAACCGACAUUACACAGUGGAUCUCCGCGUUCGAGGUCGCCAAGCGUAAAGCGCUCGAAGAUACUUCAAAGGAUCUCUCUGGCACUGGGUCCAUUGACGCCGCAUUCUCCAUCAGCCCACCCGUAGCCCCUGAAUUUGCCGCAAAGACCUCUGAUGGCGAAGAUGGCCUCAAUCUGGACCGCGCAGAAACUCUUAAUCCCCAAAGCAGCGAUGGCCUUGCCGUACGUGGUAGUUUUGAUGUGACGUCUCGGCGCGCCACAGGACUCGAAGGCGAAACCACUCGUCGUGAUCAUACGGCGAGGAUCAUGGAGAAACUGGACCUUACGCGAAAAUCAACAAUAGGCCCUCAGCUGAGCGGGAAAGACGCCUCUGCUUCCUCGAGUAGCGGUAUUGCUAGCCUCAUAUCCGCAAGCCUUGCUUCAGCUAGCCAUAACAUUGUGCAAGUUGGUCAGGUUCCUGCCCCGGCACCUGGGCUCCCUGACACUCGACUAGUCAUGGGACAAACGCUCCCGUAUACGACUAUUGCGCCUUCUACACUGGCCAGCCCACCAGCACCGACAAACCUCAGCAAAGCCGCUGUCGCCGUGAGUGGUGAGCGCGGCCUAGGUAGCGGCCGAUCAGGCAACAUGCCGGGUGGGCUCAUGGCCAACUUGUGGGGCUCAGUCAACUGGGGAUAUGUUAAUGUGGGAGGUCACGAAGAUUCUCCGACCCGCGACCGUAGCCGGUCUGGACCCCUAAGCCCAGUAGACGAUCUUAGCACCGAGAAGAUCAAAUCCGCAAAUGGGCCAACCGCCCCAGCUGCCGUAGUGCAUCGCAAGUCAGCUAGCUUGGGCGGGCCAAUUCCCGCUCCCGCCAGCGAGUUGGCUGAGGAAGAGGAAUUCCCGAGCUGCUAUCCUCUUGCUCUACGUAUGCAGGAUGCCCAGUUCCGCAUACUGUUCCCUACUGUGCCACGAUCAGAGAAGAUGGUCCUAGUAUUUCGCGCAGUGUGGAAUCCAACCGACCUGCAAGAGUUCCCAGGUCGUGUCUACGUUACAACCAAGAACAUUUACUUUUACAGCAACCAUAUUGGUCUCGUUCUCGUUACUAGAAUCAGCAUGGCUUCCAUUGAUGAAGUCACGGCUGCCCCCGGCAAAGACUGCGAUUUCUUGUUCCUUCAUUUCAAGCCCACCGCAAGAGAAGACGGCUCGACCAGGAUUACCGUAAAGACCUUUCUUGAGCCUCCGAAGCUGCUCCUGCGACGUCUAAACUUCCUCGUUCGCAAUGUUGCUUCAAGCAACCAAACCCUCGAGGAGACAAUCAAGACUCUGAUCAAGUUUGAAUCAGAUGAGAGCCAAUAUUCAGCGGGUGAAGAAGGUUGGGAGGAUGUUUCUCCAGACACGCCCAUGGAUCCAGCAUAUAUUGGCAGGAAUUUGAAGGCCAGUCUGCGCAUCGACGGCAACUUGUUUGGACCACCUGGUGCCACUGUGAGUAGGAGCGCCACUAAGUUCAAGUUGCCGAAUCAGGCUGUAGUCUUUUCUCCUGCUGGCAUGACGCAAGUCGCUGUGGAGCGGGAGUACGACAUCAGCGCAAAGGGGUUGUUCCACAUUCUCUUCGGUGACAAGAGCGCAGUCUUCCAGCUGCUAUAUCGCGAACGAAGCGCAACGCGUGUUGUGCAGGGUCCAUGGACUGCAAGCGAAAACAGCCUUCAGCGAAGGGACUUUGAGUAUGAGAUUGCGCAGCCAGGAAAGAAAGAUGCAAUCGUCAUAAACGACUACCAGGUCAUAGAAGUGCUAAACGACCACCUCUGUUACGUCGUGUCUGACCGGAAGACGCCCUGGUAUCUGCCUGGCCACGAGCGCUUCGUACUUGUGAGCAAGAUUGUCGUCACGCAUGUCUCCAAAGCGCGGUGCAAGCUUGCUGUUCAUACAAAGGUCGACUGGAAACGCAACCCGCGCUUUGCAAAGAAACUCAUUGAGCGUCAAGCCUUGCAGGACAUCGAGCUUGAGGCGCAAGAUCUGGUGGAUGUGGUCAACGAUCAGAUUGCAAGACUUGGCCACAACAGAACCACGAAUAAAGUCAUCAGCAUCUUCGGCCAGAUUGGCACGCAAACCCAAGCUUUGCAGCUGGAUGUGCAGGACAUCCCGCCACCCAAUAGACCUCGCAAGUUCAAGUUACAGCCUCAGACCACUGGAUCGUUUAUUGCGCAGUACAUUGGCAAUAUUGUCAUCAGCAUAGUCUCGACUGUUAUGAGCUGGAUACUAGCAAUAUGUGCUGGGCUUGGCAAGGUGAUUUCGGCGCACACUCUGCUCUUUGGUCUUUUGCUGUUCAGCGGCGGUGUUAAUUUCUUCUACACGUCGAGAGACGGCUGGACCUGGUGGCAUGAGCGAGGCGCUGCCAACUACAUGGCGCGAUUGGGAGUUGGGCCAUCGACCACAAUGACACGCUCCAUCUAUAUUCGUGACAUUGAGGAGUCAUUCCUACACACGAAUGCUACAAGCAUCAAACUGUCAGCGCCUGUUCCCAGCACUGACAACCGAUGCCACCAAACAUUUACCACACUCCUCCACGAUCCGUAUGCGACAAGCCCGACACAAACCUUCUACAAACCCUCAACACACAGCACACAGCGUCUCCAUCGUACUCGCCAGAAGCUCGGCUCGCACCGCCACGACCUGCUCGUCGCACUGCGCGUCAUCAACCGCAUUGAGAAGGAGGUGGUAGAGGCAGAAUACGAGAACUGGCUGCUUGAUGAAACCCACAAGUGUAGCAAGGUCGGAAUGCUAUUGGAAGGUGCAGCUAGAAAGGGCAAGGAAAAACAGGUAGAAGAAUGGGUCAAGGGGUACUGUGGUGAUUGCGAGAAGAGUUUAAAACUGGUUGAAGAAGAGCGGAGGGGACUUGCAUGAGUUUUGGGGGUGGAUUCAGUGUGUAUACGU
Molecule: messenger RNA, 4107 nt
Organism: Exserohilum turcica Et28A
Lineage: Eukaryota; Fungi; Ascomycota; Dothideomycetes; Pleosporales; Pleosporaceae
Exons: 3
Coding region: 1-4077 (1358 amino acids)
Cellular component (GO): plasma membrane; endoplasmic reticulum; cytoplasm
Molecular function (GO): protein binding
Source: RefSeq, a predicted model, not a curated record